Molecule: messenger RNA, 1709 nt
Organism: Punica granatum (pomegranate)
Lineage: Eukaryota; Viridiplantae; Streptophyta; Magnoliopsida; Myrtales; Lythraceae
Source: RefSeq, a predicted model, not a curated record
AUGGCUUCUUUACAGAUGAAUAAUCAUCUUGCUCUCCUUCUCUUGGGCUUGCUCAUUACCAAUGUAGUCGGAUAUGAUCAUCCAUCGAUCCCAAUAGCCUACGCCACUUCGACUCUCAACCGGAGCAGCUUUCCUCCAGGUUUCGUAUUCGGGGCAGCCUCCGCUUCGUACCAAGUCGAGGGUGCGGCUAAUGUAGAUGGAAAAGGACCUAGCAUUUGGGAUUAUUUCGCCCACGGGUACCCUGAGAAAAUAGCUGAUGGGAGUAACGGAGAUGUUGCUGUGGGACAAUACCACAAAUAUAAGGAAGAUGUGGGCAUAAUGAAGGGGAUGGGCUUUGACGCUUAUAGACUGUCGAUCUCGUGGCCCCGAAUAUUACCCAGCGGAAAACUCAGGGGAGGAAUCAACCCUAAAGGAAUACAACACUACAAUAACCUAAUCAAUGAGCUCCUUGCUAAUGGAAUUCAGCCCUAUGUUACUUUAUUUCACUGGGACCUCCCCCAAACUUUAGCGGAUGAGUACGGUGGCUUUUUAAGUGAUCGCGUCAUGGAUGAUUAUCGAGAUUUUGUGGACAUUUGCUUCAAAGAGUUUGGUGAUCGAGUGAAGCACUGGAUAACAAUAAAUGAGCCAUAUACCUACUGUGAUGGUGGCUAUGCCACAGGAAUAUUGGCCCCAGGCCGGUGUUCUGCUUGGCAGAAGAGCAACUGCACCGGUGGGGAGUCGGGGACGGAGCCGUAUAUAGUAGCACACAAUCUACUUCUUGCUCAUGCAGCUGCUGUUAAACUGUACAAACAAAAAUAUCAGGCAUCUCAAAAGGGAGUUAUCGGGAUCACACUGGUGACUAGUUGGUUUGAGCCUUAUUCGAAUUCGGUAAAAGACCGUAAUGCUGCAGAACGAGCCUUGGAUUUCCAGCUCGGCUGGUUCUUGGACCCGCUAACAUAUGGCGACUACCCACAUAGCAUGCAUUCUCUAGUUGGGAAUAGACUCCCAAAAUUCUCGAAAGAGCAGUCUGCUAUGUUGAAGGGGUCAUUUGAUUUCAUGGGAAUGAAUUACUACACUUCUAAUUAUGCACGAGAUGCACCUCAGCUGAGCAGUUCGCAUCCAAGCUACACAACGGAUUAUCGCGUCAAUCUCACAACUGAGCGCAAUGGAGUCUCGAUCGGUCCUCAGGCUGGUUCGAGUUGGCUCUUUGUCUAUCCGAAGGGAAUAUGGAAGCUUAUGUUGCACAUAAAGAAUAAAUAUGGCAAUCCAGUGAUUAUCAUCACCGAGAACGGAUUCUCCGAGGUCAACAACUCUACUCUACCACUCAAACAACAGUUAUAUGAUCCGAGGAGGAUAGACUAUCAUUAUAGUCAUCUCUCCUACCUUCUAAGAGCAAUCAAGGAAGGCACCAACAUCAAGGGCUACUUUGCGUGGUCAUUCCUGGACAGCUUCGAGUGGAACAGUGGUUACACGGUUCGGUUCGGCAUCAACUAUAUAGAUUACUUGAAUGGGCUUAAACGGUAUCCAAAGUACUCAGCAUCUUGGUUCAAGAGCUUUCUCAAAAAGAAGUAAUAUAUAUGCACAUUAGCAUGUGCUUUGCAUGGAAUAAUAUCAGUUAAGGGAAACCUCCAUGAGAUACACUAUUGUCCAAGUGUCUGAUGAAUAAAAUUAAGGAUAAUAUGCCCCGAUUUACAAGAAGCAAUUUCAAUGUGCAAUAUCGCUUCUCUUUC